CAAGCUUUACUAUUUUAUACAUAUAUAAAAGGUCUGUGUUGCAGUUAAUUCGCCGUAUUUUCGCUAACUUUCUUAAUUAUGCCGCUUAAAACAUGGUGACAACAAUAAAAAUCACUUGUGACGGUGUAUUCAUACAAUCCAAUUCGUAUCUUACGCCUACAGCGUCUGGCAACGCUGUUGCGCAUCAUCGUACGCAUACAAACAAUAUUGCGCAACAUUUGCCCACGUCUCCAACAUCGCUACCAACAACAACGACUGCAACAUCGUUCGCCAUUUGCAGCGACGAUCAAAGCAACUCGGACACUAGUUCCAACGAGUGUGAACACCGAUUGCGGCAGAGUUUCAGGCAAACAAACUCACCGAAAGUCGCACUCAUAUCGGCGACAAUUAGCAGCUGCAACAACAUACACAACAACACUGCAUUUAACUCCUACUCCUCCAACACAUCCUCAUCCUCGUCGCAUUCAUCCAGCAACUCACAGAACUCCAACGCAACGCAGCGCCAACGACGUCAGCGGCGCAGUAAUUCAACCAGUCCACGCGAUUCAUUCAAAUACAUUACGCCUGAAACUGUUAAGUCGAUACCCCACGGCAAAGCGAUAGAUUCGCGUCGCCGUUACUAUUACAGUGGCACAGGCGCCAGCGUCGCUGGCAGCAGCAACAGCAACAUUUAUUGGUGCAAACAGGCCCUCAUCGGCAGCAGUGGUAAAGGCAGCGUUGGCAGUUAUGAGCAUGCUAAUAGCGCACAGAAGCGUCGCGCACAUACUGCUGAACACGUUACGUUGACCCGGAGCGCCAGUAGUAUUACGCCCCAUAAAGAGUUUCGAAACGCGCCCCCAUCAACAACAGCAGCGACAGCGGCAGGUGUGGCCAAGGUGGUAGCGGUGCGACGAGAAAGCAAUGAACAACCGUCGGACGGCGACAAAAAUGACAACCAAAAAAGCAAUAAAAACAGUAACCGUGACACAUCACUUGCGGUUGCCGUCUGCGAAAAGGCGCACACAGACCUUUAUUAUAGCGCCAACAAACCACCAGUAAAUAAUAGCAAUAAUGAAGACACUCAUGUUAACGGUGACGGUGGUGAUGACACUCCAGUGAAAGCCGUAGCAAGGCAAAGUGACAACAACAGAAAAAUCAACCAAAAAAAUAAAAGCGCUAACUGCAGCGUGUAUACUGCCAAAGUGAGUUCUUCUUCAAGUUCUAUGCCCGACUGCACUACGUCGCGGAAUUCAAAUGCGAACUCCAAGCCGAAGGCGCAUGUGAAAUGUGUGUCAACGAAACGCGUAUCGCCCAACGGUAGUGUGUCGUCCGCCGAUACAACACGGCUCUUUAAUUUCCUACGUGCAGCGCGUAAAUUUUAUCGUAGUGCCGCAAAUGGUGAUCUGGUAGAUGGUAGUCAAAAUUCCGCUGAUAUAGUGGAUGGUGGGUGUGCGCAACAGCAGCAGUCAGAGCCGCUUAAGCGUCGUUCUUCUUUGGCGGCCAUAAAUGAUCGGCUGGAGUUUGCAGAUUAUAAUAAGUCAUCAGCUGAUGCUUUAAGCCAAAUAACCGGACCUUUGAGUGACGAUUGGUUUGACGAGGACGCUUUAAUUUCGAAAGAAAAUCGUCACCCAAAAAGCAAUAGUAAAAGUCAGCACUCGUUUAAGGAACUGCAGGCGCAGACAGAACAACAGCAAUCGCCUAUAACUAGCUUAAAGCUCACCAGCGCAGCAGCAGCAGUUUCAAAUUCCCGCCGUAGCACUAACGAAGUAACAGCGACUGCCGCAAACACCCCAAUUCCAACAAACAGUAGAACACCAACGACCAAAGUAACCUCAGCAACUCAGCAAAAGCCAAACACACCUCAAAUCAAACAACAGACAGUGCAACAGCUUAAACAGGGGCAGCAACUGAGUGGCCGCAAUAGCAGUCACAAUAAUAGCAAACAUAAUACUGCUGCGUUAGAAUAUCACCACAACAGCGCCGACGUUUGCAGUGAAGCGCCAACUUCAAAGAAUUCCGCUACACUCGUUGGUAGCGCCACUGCGGCAACUGGAUUAGCGUGCAUACGUACAACAACUGGUGUAGUGCCAACGCCAGCGACGUCAACGGCUGUCACGCCGGCGUCGUCGUCUGCGUUCACAACCUCGCCAAAAGCGAGCAAUAAAAAAGUGAUGCACAGUCACGCCACGGCGACCCAGCAUAGCGGACAAACAACAGUGGUUGGUCAUCAUCGCGGCUUUUCGCAACCAUCUGUGACAGUGGCGGCCAAUUCAGCAGGCGAUCCAUGGUUUUUACAAUCCACCGGGCAUCAAAUGCCGCCGACAGCGCCUUUGCGACAUAAUAAACGACCCGCGCCGCAACCCAAUCACAGUAACAGUGUGGGUGGCGCUGGCCUAGGAAUUGGCGUUGGCGUGGGAACAGGCGGGGGCGGCAUUGCUGGUGCGGGGAGCAUCGGUUUGGCGAACUCUAGCGGUGUUGGUGCCAAUUUGUUGCAUCAACAGCAGCUGAGUCAAUCGCAGCCUCACAUUGUACCGCCGAAUAUUCCGCCGCAUCAUCACAACAAUGUGAGUCAACAUCACAACGCAAUCCAUUUGUCCUCGCAUGCACUUAAUAGUCAUAAUUUAAUAUCGACCGCGGUUGGUAGCAAUCAUUCACCAAAAUCACCCAAUCAACAACAACAGCAGCAGCAUCAUCAUCAUCAGCAGCAACAACAACAGCAGACGGCACAAUUGACCGGCCCGACGACACAGCCGCAUGCACAUGCACACGUUUUAUCCACCUUUGCACCAACUACUGGUAAUUGUGCGCCCACGGGUGGUGUGACAGCCGCCGCGGUGGCCGCCGUCACACAACAACAGCAACAGCAGCACUUGCAGUUGCUGGCGAAUGCUUCCAGCAAUAGUAACAAUAAUCUGAUGUCGUCCUCAUUGAAUGCGGCGCAGCAUAGUGCCGCCUUAUCGUUACAUGAGCGCGGCUUACCACCAAAAAGUGGCGCCCAUGUGGCCGGUUUGGGCGUCGGUUUGCACAGUAGCAAUAUGCUAUUGCAUCAAACACAAGCGCCCACAUCGCUUUCGAGCAGCCAACAACAAACGCAAUCGGCGAUAUCGCUGAACACAGCUGGCGGGAGUAGUAGUACUGGUGGUGUGGCUGCUGGUAGCGGUAGCUUAACUGGUACAAGCAUGUCCACAUCUUUGCACAGUUUUGAUAGUGGCAGUUCGGCGGGCAAUGCCUGGGCAAGUAAUGCUAACGUGGCAGCGGCAGCUUUGCACUCACCCACUAACGCUUUAGGAGGCGGGAAUCAACAUCAUUUACAACCUCAACGCAAAUGUGAGGUUAAACUGAACGCAAUGCCUUGGUUCCAUGGCAGCAUAACACGCGACGAAGCCGAACAUCUGUUGCAACCACGCGAAGACGGCCUCUUUCUGGUGCGUGAAUCGACGAACUUCCCGGGCGACUAUACGCUAUGCGUCUGCUUUCAGGGCAAAGUGGAACAUUAUCGUGUCAAAUAUUUGGGCAAUAAACUAACCAUCGACGAUGAAGAGUAUUUUGAGAAUCUGGGGCAAUUAGUUGCGCAUUAUGAAGCUGAUGCCGAUGGCUUGUGCACACAACUCAUCAAAUGUUUACCCAAACAAGGAAGACAGGAGUUCUGCAUUAAUUCAAAAGAUUUCCUUGAUAAGGGAUGGGUCAUACCGGAGGCUGAUUUGCAGCUACGCGAAAGCAUUGGCAAAGGCGAAUUCGGCGAUGUGAUGUUGGGUAUACUGCGCAGUGAAAAAGUCGCCGUUAAGAUGCUUAAAGAUGAGGGCGCUGUUCAAAAGUUUUUAGCGGAAGCUUCUGUUAUGACUACAUUAGAGCACGAAAACUUGGUAAAAUUCAUAGGAUUGGUGUUUACAAGCAAACACAUCUACUUGGUAACGGAGUAUAUGAGCAAAGGUUCGCUGGUCGAUUAUCUACGUUCGCGUGGACGGCAGCAUAUUACGAAAAAGGAUCAAAUCAAUUUUGCCUACGAUACCGCCUCCGGCAUGGAAUAUUUGGAAGCUAAAAAAGUCGUGCAUCGCGAUUUGGCCGCACGCAACGUACUAAUUUCCGAAGAGUGCGUUGCCAAAGUGUCCGAUUUCGGUUUGGCGCGCGAAGAAUGCUAUAAUCUAGAUGUGGGCAAAUUGCCCAUAAAAUGGACGGCGCCUGAAGCGCUCAAGAAUGGUCGUUUCUCCAACAAAUCCGAUAUGUGGAGUUUUGGUAUUUUGUUAUGGGAAAUCUAUUCAUUCGGUCGAGUUCCUUACCCCCGCAUACCCCUCAACGACGUCGUCAAACACGUUGAAGUUGGCUAUAAAAUGGAGGCACCCGAGGGUUGUCCACCAGAAAUCUACGAGAUGAUGCGGCAGGCGUGGGACUUGAAUCCCUCGAAACGUCCAACAUUUUCUGAACUGAAAGUUAAAUUGCUGCACCUGAAGAAUACUACACCAGCGUGAGAGCAUAAUUGCAAUGCACUACGAGUGUAGGGUGUGACAGUCAAACAAACUGCAAACAGCAAACAUUUAAAACAAUCCAAUCCAAUCGAAGUGAGCAACUUAAAUUACCAAGUAAUAAACACACACACA
Bactrocera tryoni is the source of this 4574-nucleotide messenger RNA. It is a transcript of the gene Csk, whose product is annotated as serine-rich adhesin for platelets. The record is from RefSeq and is a predicted model, not a curated record. Gene Ontology annotation, molecular function: protein tyrosine kinase activity; ATP binding. The transcript has 9 exons. Bases 93 to 4445 code for a protein of 1450 amino acids. Lineage: Eukaryota; Metazoa; Arthropoda; Insecta; Diptera; Tephritidae. Gene Ontology annotation, biological process: protein phosphorylation.